Molecule: messenger RNA, 1738 nt
Organism: Salvia miltiorrhiza (redroot sage)
Lineage: Eukaryota; Viridiplantae; Streptophyta; Magnoliopsida; Lamiales; Lamiaceae
Product: probable inactive patatin-like protein 9
Exons: 2
Coding region: 460-1596 (378 amino acids)
Biological process (GO): lipid metabolic process
Source: RefSeq, a predicted model, not a curated record
CACAUCGUAAGUAGAGUACUACUCUCUCUACGGUCGCAUCGCACCCAAGCCAAGAAGCAUCCUUCCUUCUCAACAAAACAAUCCCACGUAUGUAUAUAUGUAUGUAUUGGCACACUCACUCCCUCACUCACUCACACUCGCCUCACUUUUGCUUACAGUGAAUCGGAAAUGCGCACUUACCCACUCACUGUGUGCGAUUAUUUAUGAAGUGCAUCUUAGCUCCGCUCACCUCCAUUAAUGGCGCUCAGUAGUUAAGCGUGAUCUUUCGCUUUUUCACGGAUUUUCUCUCACUAAUUUUUCCCUACAUAUAUAGCUUCUCUACUGCCUAUAUACUCCUAUUACCACCAACCAAUCCAUUUUCGCCUCCAUUUUAGACACGACACUCAUUAUUGCUGCCGCAGCUUUUAUUUGCCUCCUUUACCUGAUUGGUGCGGUGCAGAUUUUCUCUGCAAAUCUGUGAUGGAGUUGAGCAAGGUGACGCUGGAGAUUUUCUCCAAGCUAGAGCAGAAAUGGCUGCACCACUGCGAGGGCAAGAAGACGCGUGUAUUAAGCAUCGAUGGCGGUGGAACAACCGGCAUUGUCGCCUGUGCCGCCUUGGUCCACCUCGAGGACCAGAUCCACGAGAAAACCGGCGAUUCCAAUGCGCGGAUUGCCGAUUUCUUCGAUAUCGUUGUCGGCACGGGAAUCGGCGCUCUCCUCGCCGCGAUGCUCGUCGCCGACGACGGCUCAGGCCGUCCACUCUUCUCCGCACGGGACGCCUCGAAGUUUUUGGAGGCGAAUCAGGCGAAGCUGUUCAGAGUGAAGAAGCUGGCUGGAUUCCGGCGGCGGAUGAGGUUUUCCGGUCGGAGCAUGGACACCGUCUUGCAGGCUGCUUUCCGGCGGGAGGACGGCAAGGUUUUGACUCUCAAGGACACGUGUAAGCCUCUCCUCGUGCCGUGCUUCGACUUGAAGAGCUCGGCGCCGUUCGUCUUCUCCCGUGCCGACGCCUCCGAGUCGCCGAGCUUCGACUUCGAGCUGUCGAAGGUGAUCCGCGCCACGUCGGCGACGCCGUCGAUGUUGAAGCCGUACAGACUCUCGUCCAGCGACGGUAAGAUCUCAUGUCUGGCGGUGGACGGCGGCCUGGUGAUGAACAACCCUACCGCUGCCGCCGUCACUCACGUUCUGCACAACAAGCGUGAUUUUCCGUCUGUGACCGGAGUCGAUGAUCUAUUGGUGCUCUCCAUCGGCAAUGGAGCGCUGAGCACUCCGUCUCCGGUGAAGCUCAGCCGCAGCGGUGACUGCUCGACGGCGUCGGUCGUCGGCAUUGUCCUCGACGGCGUCUCCGAAACCGUUGAUCAAAUGGUGGGGAAUGCCUUCUGCUGGAAUCCAAACGAUUACGUCAGAGUUCAGGCUAACGGCGUCGGGAUUAGGGCGGAGGACGUGCUAGCGGAGAGAGCGGUGGAGUCUUUGCCGUUUGGCGGGAAGCGGUUGCUGACGGAGACUAACGGCGGGAGGAUCGGAGGGUUUGUGCAACGGCUUGUUGCAUCGGGAAGGAGUAGCCUGCCGCCGAGCCCGUGCAAAGAAACGGCCGUUAGUCCCCUGGUUAACGGGCGUUAGAUUAUUUUUGUUAGAUUUGUUUUGAUAUAAUUUUUGUCUUUUUUCAUUCAGUUUUAUAUUAGGCAAUGUCAGUUAACUGUCUCUCUUUGUCAACUUUAACCAGUAGCCGUACAUUUAAAUAAGAGGGAGCGGUUUGGCAUAA